Molecule: messenger RNA, 2158 nt
Organism: Suillus paluster
Lineage: Eukaryota; Fungi; Basidiomycota; Agaricomycetes; Boletales; Suillaceae
Product: major facilitator superfamily domain-containing protein
Exons: 15
Coding region: 107-1897 (596 amino acids)
Biological process (GO): transmembrane transport
Molecular function (GO): transmembrane transporter activity
Source: RefSeq, a predicted model, not a curated record
GCUUAUCAGAUAAAAUUUCUGCUUAUCAGAUAACUUUCACAGGGCUUUUGAUCAAGAGCCUUCAAGUUGGUCAACAUAUUCCAAUUUCAAUUUCAAACCACGACCCAUGGCUGCAGGCUAUAUGCCUCUCCCUCAAACGGAGCCCCAAGUCGACAGCGAGGUUCGUUCUGUCCUUGCUCAAGAGGGGGACGCACAUGCAGGCGUUAAGAAAGUCGAAGCCGCACAGCGCAUUUACGGGCGGCGUUCCCGCUGGUGCCUUUUUAUUGGCCUUGGACUUGCAUCAUAUAUAUAUUCCCUUGAUGCGUCGACAACAUCUGUAUACCUUACAUUUGCUACUUCAAGUUUCGGCGAGCACAGCCUCAUCAGUUCGAUCACUGUUGCACAGUCACUCAUUGUUGCUGUUGGUAAACCCGUAAUUGCUAAAGUCGCAGAUGUCUCAUCGCGAGGCACUGCCUAUGUUGGCGUUUUGAUUUUUUAUGUUCUCGGUUAUAUUGUAAUAGCUUCUGCUCCCAAUGUCAGUACUAUUGCCGGGGGCAUUGUACUGUACGCUGUUGGGUUGCAACUACUUACACAGAUUAUCAUCGCUGAUAUUACCACACUCGCAUGGCGAGGGCUUGUAGUCUCCCUCGUCUCUGCACCGUUCCUUAUCAACGCAUUCAUUGGCUCGAACAUAGCCUCGGCAGUUCUCGAGCAUGCCGGUUGGCGAUGGGGUUAUGGCAUGUUUGCUAUCCUUGUCCCCGCCGCCCUUGCACCACUCAUUAUCACUCUUCUGUGGGCGGAGCGUAAGGCUAAAAAGCUUGCCCUCCUCGACGCCCCCGUACCACGCAGUCGCAGCGGCUCGCGGCAGCCUGGCCUCACAUAUGGGUCCACGAAGGCUCGAUUCCUUCGGACCGCUGAGCAGCUUGACCUAGUCGGACUCGUCCUCCUCGGGUUUGCGGUUUCGCUGACCUUGCUUCCAUUGACAAUUAGUCAAACUGUUAAGGGGAACUGGAAGAACGGCUCGAUCAUUGCAAUGCUUGCUGUAGGAGUCGUAAUUCUUGUCAUGUUCACAAUCUGGGAUCUAUAUUUCGCCAGAGUGCCUGUGAUCGCUCCGCGGUUUGUCAGGAAUAAAAGCGUAGUGUGUGCUGCGUUGAUCGGAUUUUUCGACUUUAUGUCGUACUACCUCACGUUCACGUAUCUGUUUUCGUUUGUCCUGGUGGUGAAACCUUGGUCACUCGUGAAUGCGGCGUACUUCAUUCAGACGCAGUCUGUUGCACUAACAUUCUUUGGCAUCCUUGCGGGUCUCAGCAUGCGAUUCCUACAUCGUUACAAGUACGUACUCGUCAUCGGACUCAUAAUUCGUCUAGCAGGUGUCGCCAUGAUGAUCCAUUCUCGCGGUGCCAAUGCCUCGGAUGCUGAGCUCGUGUGGACUCAGAUCCUUCAAGGUUUCGGCGGAGGUUUUGCCGCUGUUUCUUCGCAGGUAGGUGCGCAAGCAUCCGUGCCUCACGCAGACGUGGCGAUCAUCACGGCGGUCGUGCUCCUGGUAACCGAAAUCGGGGGUGCGGUCGGGAACGCAUGCGCCGGUGCGAUUUGGUCAAACACCAUGCCAGCCAACCUAGAGAAGUAUCUGCCCUGGUUGAGCGACGAGCAGCGCGCGGAGCUGUACGGGAGCAUAACGUUAGCAGCGGGUUAUCCACGUGGUGAUCCCGUGCGCGAGGGCGUCAUCAGUGCAUACGACGAUACGAUGAAGAUCAUGGUCAUCGCAGCCACUGCACUCAGCGUAAUACCUAUUUUGCUUGCCCUCGCGAUGCCGAACUGGUACUUGGGGGACAAACAGAAUGCGAUUGAUGCUGUUGAUCUUACUGGGAGGACGGUGCUCGAAGAUGGCGAGGAGGAUGACGAAGAGGAGGAGCCGUAGUCUUUUGGGGCAACUUCUAGGAUGCGUUCAAACAGCAUUGCUUCCGAUGCCCUGCUUAUAUAGAUCAUGAUUGGAGCUCUUGAGAAGUUCAACAUGAUUUUCAUUAGAGUCUGGAUGUGCAUAUAGUACAUAUAGCGAACCCGUAUCUGGGUCGACGAGUAUUUAUUUGAGUUGACGUCGGACGAAUUAGCACUCAGCGUGGUGCCUGUUUUGCUUGCCCUUGCGAUGCCGAACUGGUAUUUAGGAGACAAACAUAAUGCG